This is a messenger RNA of Elaeis guineensis (African oil palm), 1221 nucleotides long. RefSeq names its product ferritin-like catalase Nec2. The record is from RefSeq and is a predicted model, not a curated record. NCBI's taxonomy places the organism in Eukaryota, Viridiplantae, Streptophyta, Magnoliopsida, Arecales, Arecaceae.
GGGAACCAGAGUCAAGUAGCUCCGCAAAGAGAACAAACAAGAUAAAAGAGACUCAUGGCUUCAACCUUCUCUUCCACUCUCCUUGCCUCCCUCCUCCUCCUCCUUCUCUCGCAGCUCCAGGUGGGACGAUCCGUCGCGCUCCCCCAGUCUGACGUCGACCUGAUCGAGUUCCCACUGAACCUGGAGUACCUGGAGGCUGAGUUCUUCCUCUUUGGCUCCCUGGGCCAUGGGUUGGACCAGGUGGCACCCAACCUCACCAUGGGUGGCCCUCCUCCAGUCGGUGCCAAGAAAGCCAAUCUCGAUCCACUGAUCCGCGACAUCGUCACUCAGUUUGCCUACCAGGAAGUUGGCCACCUCAGGGCAAUCGAGGCAACUGUGAAAGGAUUUCCGAGGCCAUUGCUUGAUUUGAGCUCGAGCAACUUCGCCAAGAUCAUGAAUGCCGCGCUCCAGCGCAACCUGGAGCCACCUUUCGAUGCCUAUGCCAAUGGGAUCAACUUCCUUCUGGCCUCCUAUCUCAUCCCAUACGUCGGACUCACCGGAUAUGUCGGGGAAAACUCCAUGCUCAGCAGUGCUUUGUCCAAGAGGCUCGUAGCUGGCCUGUUGGCCGUGGAGUCAGCACAAGAUGCAGUCAUCCGUUCAUUGCUCUACGAACGAGCUUGGACGAAGGUGGAGCCGUACGACAUCACCAUCGCCGAAUUCACGGAUCGCAUCUCGGAUCUGCGUAACAAAUUGGGCGGCGCCGGGGUGAAAGAUAAAGGCAUAGUCGUCCCUCCGGCGAUGGGCGCAGAAGGGAAGAUCUCAGGCAACGUGAUUGCCGGCAACCACUACUCGCUGGCCUACGAGAGGACCCCCAAGGAGAUACUGAGGAUCGUCUACGGGAAUGGUGAUGAACACACUCCGGGAGGUUUCUUCCCCAAGGGAGCCCAAGGACGUAUCGCCAAGUCUUAUCUAGAAGGCUAGAGCUCAGCAUGGAUCUAGUACUUGCCAGCGUACGUGCUGGUUUUGUUGAGUCAGCUUGCAGAUGUUUCUUCCUUGGAGACAAUAAACGAAAGUUCUCAUGGAGCUUUCUUUGAGUCAGCUUGCAUGUACGUGUUGCUUGAUGAGUGUGCCUCCCUAGUUGAUAUGUUCUUAUUUUAAUCAACCUCGGUUUGGUCAUGUUGGUGGUCAGUACCCACACACAUCAUUUGCACAUUCAAUAUAUAUACCAAGCGUUGAGGGUCA